AUGAUUUCCUCACUCAUUUUCUGCUUCAUUGUUGGCGCAGUUUUAGCAGCCGAAGAAGAAACUAGAUCUGCCUACAUCAAAACUCGAGAGAACAAGCGUUUACAAGGCUAUGUAGUCAAGAAAAUCGAUUCUACGGAUGAAAUGUCAUGCAGUAAAGCAUGUUUAAUGCAUUCUUGGUGCACCUCUUCUAACUUCAAAGAGUCCUCGGGUAACUGUGAACUGAACAAGCAUGAGUUCUCUACAACUGACGAUGACACCAAGCUCACUGAUAAUCCAGGCACAACGUUUUCAAUGUUUCUUAAGGUAAGAAAAGUUCUGAAUUUUCAUUGCUUAGACAACAAGGGCGUGCGUGUGCAGACGAGCCUAAUUUCCGCGUGCAAGAAGAAAUAGACUCGUGCACCCAGGCUAAGGCAACAACUGUUCAAGCGAAACUACGUAAAAAAAUAGAAAUUUGGUAAAACAGUGAAGUUGAGUUGUUGUAAAAGAGCACUAGCUAGCACUCGCAUUUCAGUCAUAUGUUUCGUAUGGGAGCGAGCAUCUUUUCCUUUCCCAAAUUUUUCAGUUCCUUAACAUUAUUAUCGAAGGCGAUGUUUUCUUCCCUUACAAGAGGCUUGCAUGUUUUGAAAAUAAAGUUAAGAGAAGUACAGAGUGCAAACAACUAUAAAUGUUAAAAAAAGAGGAACGCAGAACCGGCAAUUUAUCAGUGGAAUUUUUAUGUUCAACAUUAGAUUUGCGUUGUGCCGUUAAAAAUGUUGAGGGAUCAGUCUCUGCAAGCUGUAGGAAGUCGAUGGAAAGCGAUAUAUAUCAUUUUAGUUCACCGAAGUAACAUAUGAACAUUUUCCUCAGGGCUGCCUAAUGACUGGAUGCCUUAACGGAGGUUCUUGUUUGUUCGACGAAGGGAAAGAUGCGUUUGCUUGUUCAUGCAAUCCGCAAUGGAGAGGAGAAAAAUGCGAAAUGGGUAGGUCUAAACUGUUUUUGUUCCUUAAGUACGAUAGACUAUAUAGGAGAAGAGUGAAAGACGUAACCCGGCUGAAAACGAAGCACACGACUUAACGUUCUAUACUAAAGUAUAUGUUGUAGUUAAUUUUUUAUCCCAGGUAAUUUUUGUUUCUCUUUUGUUUUUGGGUAUGCUGAUGUAUGCUAAUGAAGUUGAAACAAAAGAAAAAUAAAAAUUACCUGAGACAAAAAAUUAACUACAACAUAUACGUGGCAGUUUUUUUAGAAGCAAGGAAAGAGUUAUAAUCUGCUGGCAGGUUUCCUCUAGCGAUGCAGUUGAUAUAAUCCUUAGGAAUUAAUUUACAUCCCGUCUAAUAUAAGAAAAGUAUGUAACGUAUGAGACUUUGGCGUUUACCGUUAGCCUCGAAUGUGGAAAAGGUCGACAUUAGAUCUGGCAAAAUUUUAUGUGACGCUCAAAUUAACGUAAAUGAUACCUAACACCUGGAUUAACCCAACAUGACGGCCGUUUUUAAAGAGAAAAUUUGCUUGCAUGAAUUAGACAAUUAUUUUGCUUAAGGCUUUUCCGGCGAAAAACUGGUCAAUCGUCUGAGGAAACAGAUUCUAAAUAGAAGUGUAAAUUGCUUUAUAGUUAGUCGUAAAGGAAACAAAGUGCCAAUGCGCAAACUUGGCACAAUUGUAUUUGCGCUUUUUCUCUGUCGGUGUAGCAGUUUCAACCCACCUUUGCGUCGUUUGUCGCCAUUUCUGCUGCCCUCUGUCGCUGUUUCAAGGCCCUUUCGCUUCAGUGUCGAAAUUUAACCUAACAGGGCCUCAAGAAAGUGGCCAAAACAAGUGCAAUCAACGGACACGCACCUAAUAAGGGUGAAACUAUACAAAACACCACUGUUGUUUGGGCCUGAUGGGUUUAAAGUCUGAAAAUAAAUAAAGAGAGAGUGAAAAUAAGACGACCCCAAAUGUUUUGUAUGCGCCUAAUAAGCCUGCAUUGCCAGAAAAACUGAGUAUGGACUCUCUCCUCCGCAGAGGCCUCCUUGUAUUGUGCGAGAUAGACUGCAAAACAGUCCGUAUUUUUGCGUAUUCAAAUACGCGCGAGCAGUCAAACAAAAGGUCUGGAAUGAGGCUGAAAACAGAGAGCGAGACUGGGGAGAGACGCUAAAAAUACGGACUGUCCGUUUUGCAUACGUUAUAUUCGUUCGAAUUACCCGCUUCUCCCAGCCACGGGCAAUUCCCAUUGGCUAAAUUUCGAUGCAAGCUGUCACCAAGCUGUCAAGUAAUGUUUUCAACAUGUCAUUCACGUUGUUCCAUACAGAGAUGAAUUGCUAAAGCUUUCGCUGUAAAAUGACAGAUGUUGAUCGCCUCGAUUUGCUCGCAAGAAUUGGGAUUUGUUUUAAAAUCGGAGCAGAGGGAAGCUUUGGAGUUGCUACUCAGGGGAAAGGAUGUUUUCUGUGUUCUACCAACAGGAUUUGACAAAAGCCUCAUUUAUCGGAUGUUUGUUCAUGCAAAGGGUUCUUCAAGUUCCGUGCAACGGCGGACCGUCAUUGUUAUCUCGCCUGGCUAAAAAAGCGAUCGGUAGGAAACACACGACUUUUACCUCAUGCAAACAUGCCGCUUGUUCCAAUGAAUUGUUCUCUCUGUCGAGUAGAUUAUGCUUUGGAGGAAAACGUUUUGACUGAGCAAAUGUGAAUUUUGGCCGCUUUAAAUAUAUUUCAAACUGAGAGGUCGUGACACGCAUAUUGAUUUUCUCUGGUAGGCAUGAUUUGCCCUCUGACGCAAGAGCAUUUUCUUUCUUGGCCCCUUUAGAAAUGUAAAGCUCUUCAUUGCGGCUGAUUAAGGGUUUUAGGUUGUUUUAUUUCUCCAAAGUGCCUCCUGGAUUUGAAUAAUUUUAAGCGAUUUUCUUUGUGUCCGUGAAUGUGACUUUUUCCUGCAAUAUUUUGUCACGCUGGGCCCAGCUCGUUAGCGUUUUUGGCAGGAUUUUAAUUUUUCACAGAUAGUAAUUUACAGAGCUAAAUCACCAAAACGUGGUUUGGAAUGAGGGGAUUUACUCAUUCUCUUCAAUCGCAAUAAUUGUUCAUUGUCAGUUGGCGUGUUCAGUUCUUCUCUAAUUUGCGAAAGCAUCGCCGCACAGUUUCCCGGGGCAAUUUCUAACCGUUGUUCCGCACGGAGAGCAAACUGCUCUUGUGGAGAAAGAUUCUCCUUCCUCGAGGACAACGAAAAGUUCGUUUUUCAGUAGGUCGGCCCACUUUGGUAACGUUUCCCUUUUUCUGGUAUCCAUUGGUAAAAUUGCCGAACUGUGUUUUGAAACAACAGCCGCACAUUCUACAAUUUGUCCAAAGCCCUCGGCUCUUUCGGCUUUCUCCCUCUUCGAGGAGCAGGCACAGGCUUUGUUGUCAUACUGCCACUUUCACUCAUUUUUGAUCCUCCACUAUAUAUAUACUACAUUUCACUAUAUACACUACAUUUCACAGGGAAGCAACGCUAAAAACUGUUUUGGAAUUACUGGAUUACAGCGUCAAUAAUAACACGCGAGUCUAUCAAAUUCACAAAGAGGGCGGAGUUGCGAACAGAUUUUUGACAGCUCGACGACAUUUUUGAACCCCCUGGUCGGAACGAACUCAUUGUAUGGAAAAUGGACAGUCGGUUUUUUUUCUCUCGCCUCACACGCCCGUAGGGCGUGUGAGGCUCGCGCGCUUCGCGCGCGUAAGACUCUUACGCCACGCUUUACCGAUUUCUUUACUGAUUUUGAGAAAAAAACCGACUGUUUUGCAGUCUAUGUGCGAGAGCACGCUGGGCACCGGCGCGCUGUUUAUUUUUUCGAUUAUUGCUAUUUUUAUACGGAUACCCAGCAGGAGCCUCUGCAGAGGAGAGAGGAGUAUGGACCAGUCUGAAAUGUCACAGGUCCCCACCCCCUAAUCCGUGCGGGACGCGUCUCUCUCCCCCGCGCCUUUAACGGGUUAGGGGAUGGAGACGAAUGACAUUUCAGACUACGUAUGGACAUUUUCGUUCAUCCGGGAAUUAAUAAAGGCGGUAUACAGAGAAAACACAUUUCCCUUUUGUGGGUCGGUAGGGAAGGACAUAACGAACAAACCAUUAGUUUUCCCAUGAAGUAGUGUGUCGUCUGGCCUAGCCACUUCCCUUAUUGUGGCACCCAAUCAAAGAAAACAGUAAUCAUCAAAAUGAUUUUCCACGAUAGAUUUCAACAGACGAUUGAAGGGAUCAUUCAGCAAAAAUUAUAUUUUUCUAAAUAAUUCAAUGCAUUCUAUUUACUAUUUUGCAGACAUAAACGAGUGUGAGACAGGAAAGCAUCACUGCGACUCCAAUGCUUUCUGUAACAACACUAAAGGCUCUUACAUUUGUACAUGC
This is a messenger RNA of Porites lobata, 4311 nucleotides long. NCBI's taxonomy places the organism in Eukaryota, Metazoa, Cnidaria, Anthozoa, Scleractinia, Poritidae. The record is from the annotation of a GenBank genome assembly.